Messenger RNA from Lathyrus sativus (Indian pea), 1872 nucleotides. The record is from the annotation of a GenBank genome assembly. NCBI's taxonomy places the organism in Eukaryota, Viridiplantae, Streptophyta, Magnoliopsida, Fabales, Fabaceae.
AUGUUUACAUUCCCUCAGCUCUGCAUACAUUCCCUCAAACCACGCUCGCAUAAGUACAUAGAGCCUGAUGAGGUUAUCAGACCAUAUUUGAUUCAAGCGGGUUUCGGUCACGUCAUCAAUAUAAUAUCAUACGGAAUUGAUCGCAAAUUCCUUCUCGCGUUGUGCGAAAGAUGGCGACCAGAAACCCAUACUUUUCACCUCCCCACGGGGGAAUGCACAGUGACACUUGAGGAUGUCCAUAUGCUGUUGGGUCUCCGUGUUGAUGGGUCAGCAGUUGUGGGUGACACAAAUGUUAACUAUGCAUUAGUAGAAGAACUAUUAGGGGUGCCUUUGGAACGAGGUGAUAGGAAGGGGCAAAGCAUUAAAAUCACAUGGCUAAAAAGAAAUUAUAAUGCUUUGAACCUAACCAAUGAGUCUCCCGAGGAACAAAAACUUUAUAAGACUAGAAUGUAUUUACUACUGCUUUUUGCAUGUUGUUUAUUUCCUGAUACUAAUGGUAAUACUAUUCAUCUUCAAUAUUUACCAUUAUUAGAAGAUUUAAAUGAAGUAAGUAGAUAUAGUUGGGGCGCUGCUACCUUAGCGCAUCUAUACAGAAACUUGUGUAGAUGCGCAAUGAAAAAUGUGCAUAACUUUGCUGGUUGUGGUGUUUUGAUUCAAGCAUGGGGAUGGUCCAGAAUGCCCAGAUUGUCGCCCAGCAACCCCAAUCCAUAUCACUUUCCAUACGCAACCAAGUGGUCUGCGUAUGGGAUGAAUUACGAAAAAACUUCGCAUCAUUGUGCUCCUGGGUAUCGGACGUUCUUCGAUCAUUUUGAGGAAGACGAUUUUAUAUGGAGACCCUAUCUUGAACUUGAAGAUGAGGACCCAACUGAAAGCGAUAUGUGGAGUUCUACAACGUUCAUUUUUUCUUUCACUUAUGUUGAAAUGCAUCAUUCAGAUAGGGUAAAACUCCAAUUCGGAAUUAAACAAGACAUUCCUGGUCCACCUACAUGCAUGGAGAUGUACCACAAGAGUACGGCCAACGACCAAUGGAAAUUCGAUAAUUGGAGAGACCACAACAUACAAGAACAUCAGCAUUGGAUAAAUCGCCGUCGCACUGUUCUACGAGGAAAUGUCAUGGAUACCGAAUGUAAACCCAGUAGGGAAUACAUGCGUUGGUAUAGAGCUGUGACCAAUUUGUAUCUAUCACAAAAUAGAUACUUGUGGGACCCUCGGAACCAACCAACUUCAUCAAACAUCCAAAACCAACCAACUCCAUCAAACUUCCAUAACAUCCCUUCCAUGACAUGUAACACCCAACCACCAAUAUUUAACACCCCACAACCAAUAUUUAACACUCCACAACAAUUAUUUAACACCCCAUUCAACCCCAACCCAACACAACCACCUUAUACCCCAAGCCAACACUACAAUCAACCUUACACAUCAUUUAACCCAAACCCCUUCAACAUCCAACAACAAAACCCAACCUUAUCAUACCCCCAAUAUAACCAAUUCUCAUUCUCUCAACCUACCCAACAAGAACACAACUACCAAACACCCCAACCACAAGUUCCUUUUUACCCUUCACAAAACUUCACCAUUUUUCAAGACCAAAAUCCUUACACUCCCUACAUUACUAACGCACCGCCACCUCUAAACCCACCAAGUUGGAGUAACGAGGGUACAAGAAUAAGUUAUGGAAGUGCGGCGGCGAUACCAAAUGACGACGAUUUCAGUGAUGAUUUGGUCGCUUCCUUCAUGAACCCUAACAAUGAUGCAGGACCAUCUACACAGCCCCAAAACGUUGAGGUUGAUCGUAGAAGGUCCACCAGAAAUGUACAAGCGCCUGCCUGUGGAACCCACCAACGCUUACAUCGACCGGGUCGAAAUUAA